AUGAGCUCAGCUACAGUGGAAAUGUCCGAUUCAGGCCUUCUCGGCCAAGACCGGAAGGCUAUGGAGCUCUUUGAAUUGGCUAUGGAAAAGGAACUGCACGGCCUCAUGUCUGACGCCGUCAGAUAUUACAGAGAAGCAUUCAAGAUCAACGAAAGCAUUGACAGACUCUACAGACAGCAGCAUGUAAAAGAAGAACUGAAAAAGAAGCCGGUAAGGAAAAUUGAUGAGGAGAAGAUGAAGAAAAUCCGAGUUGAUGAGCUCCUCGAAUCUUUUGCUGACGUGGAGGCCACCGCUCCAGACCCCAAUAAUCCAGAACAUUACGACGAAGCACAUAUGGCCAUCAAGUUUGCUGGGAUGGGAUUAGAUGGAGAAGAUGUGAUUGCAGACGUAAAGCCUGUUCUGCCACUCAUGCUACUUCCCAAUGAAGUUUGGACUCAUAUCCUAGAUAUUGCGUUGACUACGGAACCUCAGCUGUGGUUCAGGUUUGGCAUGACAUGCAAGAGAAAUGCAUAUUUAGCAUUUGCCUCCUCCAUUCUCUGGAGACGAUUGUGUUACUUGGUAUAUCCUAACCAGAACUAUGAGGAGAAUGUGGGGGUGACUACUGAUGAGCUUCCAGUGCCCAAAGAUCCGCUAAAGGUACUUCCACACUAUGGAAAUUCCUGGAAACGCAUGGUUUGUGAGCGGCCAUUCAUUAAAUUUUUGGGAUGUUACAUUAGUGUGGUUAACUACUACAGUGAGGGUGCAAGGCCUGAGUUUUCACUGAGCUGGACGAAUCCAGUGAAAACAAACACUUAUUACAGGUAUAUCCGAUUUUAUCCUAAUGGAAAGUGUGUGAUGGCCCUCACUACUCUCGAACCAACCCAGGUGAUCAGUCAAUUGCUGAAAGAAAACACCUUUAAAUGUAUCCUCUCUCAGGCGGAUCUACGGGAUCCUAGUCAUAUCGUGCCAGCCAAAGAGCUGCAUAAAAUUUACCACGGAACUUGGUCUAUUUCCAUUGACUCUAUGGUUAGCAUUCGAGUGGAUCAAGGUUCUGUUCCCUAUUACACGUUCCACUACUUCUUUAAGGUUCUGCUGAUGGGAAUAGGCAAGCAUGCCAAACUCAAAUGGGAUAGAUACUAUGCGUUACGGAAACGAAUGUCAGAAGACGAUGAACGGGAGGGCGAGCAGGUGGACUUUUCAUUGAAGAACGAGAAGCCGUUUAAGUUUCUGAGGGUCCGAUCCUAUGAAUUAGACAACUAA
Messenger RNA from Sungouiella intermedia, 1239 nucleotides. The record is from the annotation of a GenBank genome assembly. NCBI's taxonomy places the organism in Eukaryota, Fungi, Ascomycota, Pichiomycetes, Serinales, Metschnikowiaceae.